Molecule: messenger RNA, 1762 nt
Organism: Chinchilla lanigera (long-tailed chinchilla)
Lineage: Eukaryota; Metazoa; Chordata; Mammalia; Rodentia; Chinchillidae
Gene: Cibar1
Product: family with sequence similarity 92, member A1
Biological process (GO): cilium assembly
Cellular component (GO): ciliary transition zone; ciliary basal body
Source: RefSeq, a predicted model, not a curated record
GGACGCUCAAACCAGACAACUGCAAGAUGCUGUCACAAAUGUGGAGAAGCAUUUUGGGGAACUGUGCCAAAUCUUUGCUGCUUAUGUGCGUAAAACUGCCAGACUGCGAGACAAAGCAGACCUCCUGGUGAAUGAAAUCAACAUGUAUGCCUCUACGGAGACCCCAAAUUUAAAGCAAGGCCUGAAAAACUUUGCUGAUGAGUUUGCCAAACUUCAGGAUUAUCGACAAGCAGAGGUUGAAAGACUUGAAGCCAAAGUGGUUGAACCUUUGAAAGCUUACGGAGCAAUUGUAAAACUGAAACGGGACGAUCUCAAAGCAGCAUUAACAGCAAGGAAUCGAGAAGCUAAGCAGCUGACUCAGUUAGAAAGAACACGUCAGCGAAACCCUUCUGACCGACAUGUAAUUUCACAGGCAGAAGCUGAAUUACACAUAGCUUCAACAGAUGUUACCCGAACAACUCGUCAUCUGGAGGAAACUAUUGACAAUUUUGAAAAGCAGAAAAUAAAGGAUAUCAAGAAUAUAUUUUCAGAAUUUAUCACAAUCGAAAUGUUAUUUCAUGGCAAAGCGUUAGAGGUCUACACUGCUGCCUAUCAAAAUAUACAAAAGAUUGAUGAAGAUGAAGAUUUAGAGGUUUUCCGAAAUUCUCUGUAUCCACUAGAUUAUCCAUCUCGUUUAGAUAUUGUAAAAGCAAAUUCCAAGUCACCUCUUCAACGAUCACUGUCAGCCAAGGGUGUAUCCGGAACCGGACAGGUAUCUACCUGUCGAUUAAGAAAGGAUCAACAUGCAGAAGACGAUGAAGAUGAAGAGGUAGACUUUACAGAAGAAGAAAAUUAAUUUUAAGUUAAUUUCCAAUGUCCAUUUUUCAUCUUAAAUGACUUGGAAACUUUAUACUCACUUGACAGGUUAAACCUCAAAACAAAAAUCCUACAAAUGCAAAAAUAAAGGAAAUUUAUGCUGACCAAAAAUUAAGGUUUUAAAAAAUAAUUUCAACAUCCUAAUGGUAUGAUUUUUUUCAUGUAAAUUCCAUUUUUUACAAAAAGAUUAUACAUUUCAAAGCACUUCAUAAUACACUGUAUUUAGUUGAGUUGCAAUAAGAAGGAACUAAAAACAAAAGAUUUAAUUCCUCUUAGCUUCUUCAACAUUAAGGCUCCAUGUUUUCAACAUCAGAAAAAAAUCUGAUUGCAUACAAAUUCUAUUCCAUGAAACUUUAAGAGCUUUUUUCUUUUGUACCUUUAUUAAAACCUUAUUUCAUUUGACAUGUAAAUUUACUGUUUUCAACAAGAGUGUACUUGAAUAAAAGAAAUGAGGAAUUAUAUCAGGUUUUAUAAAUACACAUAAAGCUUAAAUUUUAAGCUUAAAAACAGUUCACAUUCAACUUGAUACUGGCUUUAAAAAAACUGCUGUCAUACUAAGUCACCAUAUAUGGUACUGUAAAUUAGAAAGCUAGUAAUUUAUUGGAAUGUUGCCUCAUUAUGGAACAAAGAUUAUUAUUAAAACUGUAAAAAUUUGGGCAACCUAUCAUCUUGAUAAUAAAAGAGUAUACACAGCCACUCUUAAUAACAAAACAAUUUAAUCAAAGCUUUCAUUGUAUCUGACGCUUCUGUUUCUUUUGGUGAGGAAUUAAUACUUCUGUGACUUGGUGGAUCCCACUCAGAUACAGGAAAACUGAAAUUUAUAGUCAUUUGGGAUAACUGGAAAAAGCAAUUUACUGUAUUCACAACAGGAAAUAAAGACUUUCUAGAAAGCGUUUUUGACUUGUCA